AUGAAAUUUGCGUUGUUUGAAUUCACUGAAGAUAGCAGCUGUGCAGUAGGCGAAAGAAACUGGAUUGUUGAUGAAAACAAAGUCGAGAUAUUACCAAACGACGAAGUUGUCAUGAGCUGGCCAAAGCCAACAAAUUACACCAAGUGGUCGAAUAAAAAUGGUGCGAAAGCCCUGAAUGAAUCUGAAACGGUUGACAACACAAAACAUGCUGCCAAAGUCUUGAAGUUCAGUGGUAAGUUGGCAUAAACUAGUGAGUUUUUUCAUCAAAUGUUUAACCAAAUAUUGAUUCAAUGCGCGUUUCGUGUCACAUGUAGUUUGCUGCCAGGCCCCCCUGCAAAAGAGGUAGCGGGGGGGGGGGAUAUUACUGUAAAUAUUGCUUUGUUGUAUUAAGUUUAUAUUAACACCUUUGCUUCUAAGUUGUAAAUAUUAAAAUGUUUACAUAUCUCAUGUGUUGACCUGCUGUACAUGCUAUCUUACAGAUGAUUUUACAGAUAUUCGUGGCUCCAUGAACACUUAUGUUCUUACUGGUAGGACCAAAACACCAACCUGGGGAAGAGGACAAAGGCAAACGAAAAGAAACAUCAGAUAUUCGGAAGAUAAUGUGCAAAGUGCUGUUGUU
This is a messenger RNA of Paramuricea clavata, 619 nucleotides long. Lineage: Eukaryota; Metazoa; Cnidaria; Anthozoa; Malacalcyonacea; Plexauridae. The record is from the annotation of a GenBank genome assembly.